Messenger RNA from Juglans regia (Persian walnut), 883 nucleotides. RefSeq lists its product as uncharacterized. Lineage: Eukaryota; Viridiplantae; Streptophyta; Magnoliopsida; Fagales; Juglandaceae. Bases 168 to 755 code for a protein of 195 amino acids. The transcript is spliced from 2 exons. The record is from RefSeq and is a predicted model, not a curated record.
UAUCCUGCUGUCUCAGUCAAGACUUUUUUCUUCCCAUCUGCCGUCCAACAAUCCUAAAUAAACAACAGCAACCUCCACUCAACAAUAUUUCUCUCUGUCUCCCAUCACAGAAAAACAUAAACCCUAACAAGCAACGUUAAUAACAACAGCACUUCCAAGAUUUACCCAUGGACGAAUCUGAGUGGUCAUACCCGAGAGACAGCAGCGUCCAGAGAGCGAUAUCAACCUCUACGGCGACGGCUACGACUACGACUACGAGCGUGCACGUGACCGCCCUGGACGGCCUUGUCAACGUGAACUCCCUCUUCACCAUCGCUGUCUUCGUGGGGCUCUCCCUCACCACUCCUGACCAGCACAGCCUCGAGAACAAAGCGGCCUGCGACGCCGGUAUCGACGUUGCCAGGAAGCUCCUCGUCUUCGAGGUCCUCUCCUUCAGCUUCUUCCUCUUCUCUUCCCUCGUCGCCCAGGGCCUCAAGCUUGCCAUCAACCUGCUCAACAGCAAAGACGUCAACGAGGCUUUCCGCGCCCACAUCAACUACAAGAUCCUCAGGUUUGGAAUGAUGGGCUCCGCCGUGGGCUCCGUCAUGGGCUGCUUGUUCCUCAUGCUCUCCAUGGUCAAUGUUAUCCAGAUCCGACUGGGGAUGUUGUCGUGCGGGAGUAAAUCCACUGUCCAUGCCGUCGCCGUGUUGCUCAUCUUGGUUUCCUCUGCUCUUUUGGUUUAUAUUUCUACUGCCAUAUAUGCCUUUAUGCAGUAAUUUUGGUUGUAAAAAAAAAAAAACUAUACGUAAGAGUUGUACUUUUUCUUUUCAUCAAUCUGCACGUUGCAACCUUGCUCGAUGUUAAAGAGUAAUUCCUCAUUGAUUAAUGAAAGGAAUACGUUUUG